AUGGGUGCACCUAGGUCACACUCCGGCAUUAGCAAGCAGUGGAUACAGUUCCUACUUUUUGCCGUCAACUUUAUUUUUAUGUUGACUGGUUAUUUGAUACUUUCGAUGACUAAAGUUAUGUAUAAUUUAUACGACAAGUUCUCUUACUUCUUGGACUCCAGCUAUUUUUCGGCCACUAUUUUUCUUACCAUCAUUGGUUUCUCAAUUCUUACUAUAACAUUUUUCGGCUACUGUGGUACAUUUAUGGGGAGUUCUGAUAUGGUUUUCACUGUUGUGUUUUUGAUGGUAGUAGUGCUUUUACUCGAAAUUGCGGCAAUAUUAAAUGUAUACGUUUUUCAAGUCGAUAUUUUUGCUUUUUUGGAGAAAAGCAUCACGUAUGCCAUGUUUACAUACUAUGAAAGCUCCGAAGCUGAAGAAGCUAUGGAUUCAUUGCAGAAAAAUUUAGAGUGCUGUGGAUACGACGGACCAAGAGACUGGUGGAUACAAUUUCGGAGGUCACAUGCUAAUUAUGUUACUCCAAAAUCCUGCUGGUAUGAGUAUUACAAAAAUUCCAAGCGCUCGAUACAUUUUUAUCCUCAAGGUUGUCAGAAAAAAUUGGCUUUCGUUAUUAGUAGUACUUCAAUUAACAUGCUGAGGGGAGCAAUGAUGAUUGUGUUGAUACAAAUUGCCGGGGUAGUGUUUGCUAGAAUGCUCGGACACAUGCUUAAAAAAAAUAAGACCAAUCAAGAAAUACGUAUGAAUAAAAAAUGGACGACUCUUCAGAACAUGUAUGUUCCUAUUUGA
Messenger RNA from Copidosoma floridanum, 783 nucleotides. Its product is annotated as 23 kDa integral membrane protein. Gene Ontology annotation, cellular component: plasma membrane. NCBI's taxonomy places the organism in Eukaryota, Metazoa, Arthropoda, Insecta, Hymenoptera, Encyrtidae. The record is from RefSeq and is a predicted model, not a curated record.